UUCUAGAGAUUGCUGCAGAACGUAGAACAAGAUGCAACAUAAAAACUAGAUGUCUAGUGAACAGCUAAGAGUAGAUUUAUGUGGUGUGUAACUCUGUACUUAUAAGCAAACCAUCCUGGCCGCAGACUGGGCCCACGGAGCCACCAUAGUCUAAAUUCUCGCGAUGCCAGACGGGACCUGAGGCCUGCCGGGAGCCUGAAGGAUCCUCAGACUCGGUUAUAAAAUAUUUAACGGAGAAAGAAAGGAUCCACAGGAGCCCGGGCCGAGAUGAGUUUAGAGUCCUUGUUUCAGCACAUCAUCUUCGCAGAGCACCAGGCUGAGGAGAGUCGGCGGGUGAUGCGCGAAGUAAGGUCAGAAAUAACCAGAUGUCGCGAAAAAAUUAAGAAAGCAACGGAGAAGCUGAACGAAGAGAAAAUCAAAUUGGAAUCUAAGGUUCAGCAGUAUUCUGAAAAAUCCUCCCUCUUACAGCUUUCAAAAGUUUAUGAAAAUGCCUUAGAAAGACAAUGCAGUGAAGUUACAAACCAAAGAAAUAUGUUUCUCCAAACCUUUGCAGCUAUGAAGAAAAAAGUGAUAGAAGAGGAAGAAAAAUUUAUUAAGGAAAUUACAGACUUUAAUAAUGAGUAUGAAAUAGCAAAGAAAAGAGAGCUUUUGAUGAAAGAAAAUGUCAAGAUUGAAAUAUCUGACUUAGAAAACCAGGCAAACAUUUUAAAAAGAGAAAUAAAGUCAAUGGAAGAGGACAGCGGUCAAUUAAAUGAACUUCAAAAACAAAAGAGUGAAUUGACAGAAGAAUUACUUACUCUCCAAAGAAAACUUAAAGUUCUUAAGGAUGAAGAAAAAGAAGCAGUUUGUACUACCAAAUACCUAGAGUCAGAAAAAAUAAAAAUCAGUGAAAAACCUCAAAAUGAUGCUGAAUGCUUAAGACUUAAAAAGGAAUUAGAACUUUAUAAAGAAGAUGACUUGAAAAGUGUUUAUGAAACUCUCCAAACAGAAAUAGAAUUUUUGGAGAUGACGUUGGCACAGAAAGAUCUUCAGAAAAUCAACUUUUCAAAAAUUAAUGAUCCACCUGAGACUUGAUCAAAGCAUCUUAGAGUCAAAUUGUGAUGGGCAUAUGAAUGGUACCCAGUGCAACAGAUUCUUGUGGAAAACAUGAGGUUCAGAAUAUUCAGAGUUGUUGAUAUCUACAAUUAGUUUAUUGACACAUGAUAAUAAUUUGUUGUCUUGCUGCUCACUAUAAUUUAAAGGUUUUGUCAGGUAUAAUUUUUUUUUCCUAAAUGGAGAGAAAGGAGAAGUAGAUAUUGUUUUCCCAGGCGUAUAUUCCCUUGACUCUUCAGCUGACCUAUUCUUCCUUAUCUGCUUUUCAUAGCUUAUUGUAGCUUACCUCAGGCUUAGUCAAACACACUUAGGAAGAAAUGCUCAGAUUAUUGAUUCAUUUAUUUGUUACUAUUUUCACCUGUGAAUGUGCUUACUUCAUUUUAAUCCUUCUCUAGUCAUAAGAUACUUGUUAACAGAGGUCCUCUAAGGCCUUUCAUCUGUGAAAGCCAGUUUUCUUCAUUUUCUCUGUGUGUCUUUGGACUUAAAUUCUAGGGCAUCUGCAGCUGUUUUCUAGCAACUUGUUCUUGACAGUUUUCUUCCUAAUGCUUGUAUUGGUCAGAGUGAAAACAAAUUAUCUACAAGGGGAGGUACUAUUCUUAUGGGCAUCAGGGUUCAUUUUUGCAAGUGGCAUGAAAAAUUGCACUUGAAAAUUGUACGGGUGGUUAGAUCAAACAGUAUUGCCACCAGAUUUUUAACAUCACUUCUUUUUCCACCUGUUAGUACUCCUCAUGAGGUAGAAAGGUAUAUUUUCACUAGCGCCUAAUUGUACUAAACCUGUUCAAUAAGACCCUCUGUUAGGUUAGGUAAAGGAAGGGAACAACACCUAUGUAUUUUAAAAUAUCAGGUGUUGAUGUUAGAACCCUGAUUUUGUGGCUGGGAUUUCAUGAGUUAAAUGUCACAUAUGAAGUGUUCACAGCUGUCUUAGAUCCACUGAUGUUAAGGUAGAACUUUUAGUUCUGGUUUCAGAGCGUCUACUUUUGCCACAGCUUGUUAUGAAUAUGUUGUUUUACAUCCUUAUUUUUGAAAAACUAAGCAAACUUAAAACUCUCCUUUGGGAUGUGUAGCAAUUGCCAUCUGUUGAAGAAAUUUGUAUUUUCAAAAUGAGUCUUAUUUUUAUUUCUUAAGUACUUAAAUGAAUAAUAAAUUAUUUUUGCCUAAGAAGAAAAAAAUAAUUCUUGCAGUGAAUUUUCUACACAAAUAUAGGGUGGAAAAUGGUUGUUGAGAUUGUUCUUUAGUUCUCCCUUAUUUGAGUCUAUUUGUCUACCCACAUUCUAUGUCAUCUGAAUACUUAUUAUUGUAUGUAUCUCAUUAACAUGCAGAAUAAAUUUGCACAUA
Chinchilla lanigera (long-tailed chinchilla) is the source of this 2427-nucleotide messenger RNA. It is a transcript of the gene Ccdc172, whose product is annotated as coiled-coil domain containing 172. The transcript is spliced from 11 exons. Lineage: Eukaryota; Metazoa; Chordata; Mammalia; Rodentia; Chinchillidae. The record is from RefSeq and is a predicted model, not a curated record. Bases 268 to 1074 code for a protein of 268 amino acids. Gene Ontology annotation, cellular component: cytoplasm.